Messenger RNA from Oncorhynchus nerka (sockeye salmon), 7331 nucleotides. RefSeq names its product zinc finger protein 362-like. The coding region runs from base 270 to 1721 and encodes 483 amino acids. Lineage: Eukaryota; Metazoa; Chordata; Actinopteri; Salmoniformes; Salmonidae. The transcript has 10 exons. Gene Ontology annotation, cellular component: nucleoplasm; nucleus. The record is from RefSeq and is a predicted model, not a curated record. Gene Ontology annotation, biological process: regulation of transcription by RNA polymerase II. Gene Ontology annotation, molecular function: RNA polymerase II cis-regulatory region sequence-specific DNA binding; DNA-binding transcription repressor activity, RNA polymerase II-specific.
UGAUGGACAUUAGAUCAAUGCUUUGUACGUCGUUUCGCAUUAUAACCAAGUUAAAAUAAAACCACUGCAGUUGGAUUCAGAUUAGCCUACUUUUAAAAAUGUCCAGACUUCGGACAGCUUGGCAACAGCAGCUACGUACAGUGUGAAGCAGCACCCAGAAGCGAACAAAGCGACCCGGAAGCGCUGAACCAAUUGGAGGCAGGCAGAAAGAAUACCAAUCUUUAAUAAUAAAGCAAGACAAAAUCUGCAAUCGGGACAUCAGACCAACAAUGUGUGCUAAACUGUCUAGGCAUAAAACCUCUGGCAUAAACCUUUGGGAAUGGGAUAAAGAAUAUUCAAGGAUGGCUGAGCCUCGGUUCAACAACCCCUACUUCUGGCCUCCGCCUCCCUCCAUGCCUGGCCAGCUGGAUAACCUGGUGCUCAUCAACAAGAUCAAGGAGCAGCUGAUGGCUGAGAAGAUCCGACCCCUGCACCUGCCACCCAACUCAGCCCCCUCCCAGCAAACCCUGCUGGUGGCUUCCUCCCCCUCAGACGGGGGGCAGCAGCAGCAUGGCAUGCCCAUGCCCAAGCACCAGCAGGGGCAGCACCACCCUCAGGGCUUGGUCCAGCAGCCCGACAUCGCCCUGCACGCCCGCCCAGCCUCCAGCUCUGUGCCAGUUAGAUCAGUUAACUUUAUUACCUUCAAUGUCGAUGAUGCAGACGUGAAUAUGGAUGACAAGUCAGCAGUGAAGGCCAAAGGACUGUGGGAUGAGUGGCACAUGCGACAGAUCGUAGAGCAGCCCUCUAGAGUUAACCAUCGGUCAGUCUUCAUGUGCCCAUACACAGGUCUGGCCCGGCCGGACGGCCACAGCACUUCCGAGGCCCUCACGCCCACCACACCCACCUCCAGCAGCCAGAACCGACUGGGAGGGGCCCCAUCGGUCAACAUCAUCUCCGGGCUGGCCAGUGGGCCUGGCAUGGAGCAGAUGAAGAACGGGGGCCUGGCCGGACUCCUCGGCCCUCCACCCAAGACACCCCGCGGGAGGAAGAAGAUCAAAGCGGAGAGCGGAGGGCCUCUUCUGGUGGUGCCCUACCCCAUCAUGGCCUCUGGCGCAGACCAGGGCUGCAUCACCUUCCCUGCCAAAGAGGGCAAAACGUACAGAUGCAAAGUGUGUCCGCUUACCUUCUUAUCCAAGUCGGAGAUGCAGAUCCACUCCAAGUCCCACACGGAGGCCAAACCCCACAAGUGUCCCCACUGCUCCAAGUCCUUUGCCAACGCGUCCUACCUGGCCCAGCACCUCCGCAUUCACCUGGGCAUCAAGCCUUACCACUGCUCCUACUGCGAGAACUCCUUCCGUCAGCUCUCGCACCUGCAGCAGCACACCAGAAUCCACACUGGUGACAGACCCUAUAAAUGCGCGGCCCCUGGAUGUGAAAAGGCCUUUACCCAGCUCUCUAACCUACAGUCUCACCAGAGGCAGCACAACAAGGACAAGCCGUACAAAUGUCCCAACUGCUACCGUGCCUACUCAGAUUCAGCAUCGUUACAGAUCCACCUGUCUACGCACGCCAUCAAAAACGCUAAGGCCUACUGCUGCAGUAUGUGUGGCCGGGCAUACACCUCAGAAACCUACCUUAUGAAGCACAUGUCCAAACAUACAGUGGUUGAGCACCUAGUGAGCCACCAGUCCCCCCAGAGGACAGAGUCCCCCAGUAUCCCAAUACGCAUCUCCCUCAUCUGAGCUCUCCACCCACACAGCAGUACUGUAUGUUGUUGUAUUCAUUUUCUAUGUAAGGCUGUAGUUUAGGAACCCUGCAUAUAAGGUCAUCAACACAAGGCCUACAUACAGUGCCUUUGGAAAGUAUUCAGACCCCUUGACUUUUUCCACAUUUUGUUACGUUACAGCCUUAUUCUAAAAUUGAUUUUUUUAAUAGAAAUCCUCAGCAAUCUACACACAAUACCACAUAAUGACAAAUUUAAUACAGGUUUUUUGAAUUUGUAGCAAAUUUAAAUUAAAUAAAAAACAGAAAUAGCUUAUUUACAUAAGUAUUCAAACCUUUUACUAUUUUUAUUUAUUUUAUUUAACCUUUAUUUAACCAGGAAGGGCUCAUUGAGAUUAAAAUCUAUUUUUCAAGAGCGCCCUGGCCAAGAUAGGCAGCACCAAGUCAUUACAAAAAAAUUAGACAGACAGACAACAUGAAAAACUACAAGUAAUCUAGUAAAAACCAUUGAAUUCACAAGAGUAUAAAACAGCAAAUUAAAAACAUUGACAGGUCAGGGAAUCAGCCUCAAAAUCCUUCAUCAGUGAUUUAAAAACACCAAUCGGGACAAGUUCUUCCAGUUUAAAAGUAUUUUGUAAGGUGUUCCAAGAUGAUGGCGCAGAGUAUAUAAAAGCCCUUUUAACAAAUUCAGUUCGGAUAUUUGGAACAGUUAGCAGGAUAACGUCCAGCGAACGAAGAGAGUACCCACCACAUUUAUGAACAAUAAAAAUAUCAAAAUAAAAAGGUCUCUUGACCUGAUAAUAUCUGUGCAGAAACGCUCCCCAUCCAACCUGACAGAGCUUGAGAGGAUCUGUAAAGAAGAAUGGCAGAAACUCCCCAAAUACAGGUGUGCCAAGCUUGUAGCGUCAUACCCAAGAAGACUUGAUGCUGUAAUCGCUGCCAAAGGUGCUUCAACAAAGUACUGAGUAAAGGGUCUGAAUACUUAUGUAAAUGUGAUAUUUCUGUUUUUUUGCAAAAAUGUCUAAAAACCAGUUUUUGCUUUGUCUUUAUGGGGUAUUGUGUGUAGAUUGGUGAGGGGAUCAAUUUUAGAAUAAGGCUGUAACGUAACAAAAUAUGGAAAAAGUCAAGGGGUCUGAAUACUUUCCGAAAACACUAUGCAUUCACAUGACACCUGACAUUCAUUUCCAAAGCCCUUGUUCUAUUUUGACACAGAUUGGGUCGGUUAAAUGAAAACAAACACAUUCUUUGCAAAGGUUUAUGUCAAUGGAAACAAAUGUCGGAUAAUGUCUCGCGUCGAAUAAAACUGAGCACUUACAAAGGCGUUUUGCAAACAGUGAUAUAUAGUACCAGUCAAAAGUUUAGACACACCUACUCAGCAUUUUUUUUCUUUAUUUUUACUAUUUUCUACAUUGUAGAAUAAGAGUGAAGACAUCAAAACUAUGAAAUAACACAUAUGGAAACAUGUAGUAACGAAAAACGUUUUAAACAAAUCAACAUAUAUUUUAGAUUCUUCUAAGUAGCCACCCUUUGCCUUGAUGACAGCUUUGAACACUCCUGGCACUCUCUCAACCAGCUUCAUGAGGAAUGCUUUUCCAACAGUCUUGAAGGAGUUCCCACAUAUGCUGAGCACUUGUUGGCUGAUUUUCCUUCACUCUGCGGUCCAACUCAUCCCAAACCAUCUCAGUUGGGUUGAGGUCGGUAAUUGUGGAGGCCAGGUUAUCUGAUGCAGCACUCCAUCAAUCUCCUUCUUGGUCAAAUAGCCCUUACACAGCCUGGAGGUGUGUUUUGGGUAAUUGUCCUGUUGAAAAAAAAAAAAAAAAAAAAAAUUAGUCCCAGUAAGCACAAACCAGAUGGGAUGGCGUAUCACUGCAGAAUGCUGUGGUAGCCAUGCUGGUUAAAUGUGCCUUGUAUUCUAAAUAAAUCACAGACUGUGUCACCAGCAAAGCACCAUCACACCACCUCCAUGCUUCAUGGUGGGAACCACACGUGCGGAGAUCAUCCGUUCACCUACUCUGCGUUUCACAAAUAUAUGGCGGUUGAAACCAAAAAUCUCAAAUUUGGACUCGUCAGACUAAAGGACAGAUUUCCACCGGUUUAAUGUCCAUUGCUCGUGUUUCUUGGUCCAAGUAAGUCUCUUCUUCUUAUUGGUGUCCUUUCGUAGGGGUUUCUUUGCAGCAAUUCGCCCAUGAAGGCCCAAUUCAUGCAGUCGUCUCUGAACAGUUGAUGUUGAGAUGUGUCUGUUACUUGAACUCUGUGAAGCAUUUAUUUGGGCUGCAAUCUGAGGUGCUGCUACUCUAAUGAACUUAUCCUCUGCAGCAGAGGUAACUCUAGGUCUUCCUUUCCUGUGGCGGUCCUCAUGAUAACCAGUUUCAUCAUUUUUGGUUACAUGAUUCCAUGUGUUAUUUCAUAGUUUUGAUGUCUUCACUAGUAUUCUACAAUGUAGAAAAUAGUAAAAAUAAAGAAAAACCCUUGAAUGAGUAGUUGUGUCCAAACAUUUGACUGGUACUGUAUAUAUUCCAUUAAAUGGAUUUCCAAAAUGUGCCAGACAAUAUUUACCCUUAUACGGAAAAUAAAUAGAUUUGAAAAAAUCUGGGUGUGUUCUGGUGACAUCCAAAGAGCAUCUUAAAGGGUCAAUAUGCAGUUGCUACAUACAUUCCUGGACGUAUAAAAGGUAUUCUAUGUCCCCAUUGAUUCUUGAAGAAUAUAACUUAGAAAUGCCUCAUAAGUUUAGGUCAACUUUCAUACCGCAUCAGAACCCAAAAUAUAAGCUUGUUUUACACCAAUGUUUGUAAACAAGGUAAAUGUAAACGAACACUGUAUACCCUUGAAACAAUGGUUAAAACGAUCCUUUUGAUAUCAUGGAUGGUCAGUCGUUGCAUCUAUAGCCCGGUCUAUGAAUUUGAGAGUUGUUACAUUUCUCCUGCCCCAUCCCUCAACUUUUUACCGAAACAGUGGCGGGGAAAACAUUUUGUUAUUGUUUCAACUGCGGAUUGUCCCUUUAAAGCACUUUCAGGCUUUGUGGUUUUGACUCCAAAUGUUUCCAUCUUUUCCAAUGGAAAUGCAAAAGCAUUGCUUGAGGCAGCUAAGAGUAUUGACUGUGUCUAAUCGAAAGUCUGUUUUUUUUGUUGUUAUAUUUUUGUUCAAUGCAAGUAUACAGGGUCAAACUAUAAAAGUGUCAUUUAAGCAGAAACCAAUUGGAACAAUGUGGACCAUUCGUUUGUCAGGUUGUUUCUCUCAGAGGAAUGAUGAAACAAACUAAAGUGCACCAAAAUGUAAAAAAGGAAGGAAUGUUUGUUUUGUCCAGAUCAUUUCAAUCAUUGUUUAUGGUUAAUCGAAUCAAGAUCAUAUGGGUUAUAUGACCAGACACUAAUUCAAUCAACUGAACUGUUCAAAUCAACAGAACAUUUCACCCACCGGUUUUCCUUGCGGCCAGGUAGCACAGAUGGUAGCUUUGCACCUAUGUGAGCCAAGUCAAGAUUCAUUAGGAAAGCAAGCUAACAUUAGCUAGUGUGCCAGCUUUACGGUAUUGCUUGGCACGGCCCUCGAUAGGCAUACGCAAAACUAUCGCGAUGAGUAUUACAACUGUCAUUUACAGUCAUGCCAGCGUUUGUCAAGUAACUUCCAAUGGUUCUCCUAAUACAAGCACCUGUUAGCUAGGGUGCUAAUAACAGAGAGUAAUGCUUUUGUCACUAUAGUUCUAUAAUAAGUCACAACAGCUGAUGAUGGCUCUCAUGAUUGUGACCGAGUCAGGCAGGCCUUGACAGGGGGGCAUCAAGUUAAGUGUUGCCACGUUGGUAAUGUUGUUAGGUCUAUGUUACUUGAGUAGAACAUUUCUACUCCAAAUAUAGAGAAAUAUAUAGCGAGCUUACAUUUAUUGGAGGUUAAGUAUUUUGGUAUUUAUGUUGACUUCUAGUUUGUUAUACUCUCACCUGUGUCACAUUCAAAAUCUUAUCAAGUCAACUUAAAGCUAUUGCCCAUCAAUAGAAAGUCAGUCAAUAAAACAGUUUAAACAGGACAAUAGUAUUUGAAAGUGGACCAGAAAGUGAACCAAUAUUAACCCCUAAGCCCACUACAUUCAGGAUAGAUUCAUCUUGAUUUUUCAACAGGUUUACAUUUAAUUACUGUAAAGUAUAGUCAGUAUGAAUUUGUUCAAAGGUUCAUACCAUAUAUAACUUCAUAUGAACUGGCAGUGUUACUGCAAGUGUUUCUUUCAUCAUGGUAUACACAGUAUUGUUUGUUGUAUUUUUACCUUCUGGUUGCUCAGGAUGGUACUAGUAGCUUGUAUUCUUCCAAGUUGCUUAAGAAAAGGUGCUAGAUGUUUAUUUGAGAUGGAGCUGAGAAUAUUGUUAAAUACAUUUAUAGUAUGUAAAAAAAAUAAAAAAAUAAUUCAAGCCACUGGCCUGGAAACAAACAUUUAUGCCAACAGACCCUGCCUCUUCAAUUUUAGUCUCUUCUGAGAAAAAUGAUAGGGAAAUGUACAUGUUGCUGUAUUGUAAUGAUCCUCAUUCUAGUACCAUUUUCAUAAACUGUUGUUUUGGGUUAGAGUUUUGUACAGGUAUGUUUAUGUAUGAACUUAUUGUAAUGAUUUUAGUCUAUCCGAAUAUUGAUAAUUUGUUAUUAAUAUGAAUGUUUUCAGUUUACGUAUAAGCCUUAACUAUUUUAUCAUUGAACAACCAUUUUAUUUCCAUAUUCUGUAUUGUGUUCUUCAGUAUUCAGUCUAGUAAACAUUUUUAUUUUUCCGCAUGGAAUAUCCAAACUGUAAUCUGUAUAUUAAUGAACUGUUAACCCAUAUUCUCUAUGAAAAGAUAUGAUGUGUAGAUUUAUUACACCUCUUUCUUUGUGAUUUCAUAUAAAGUUUUUAGACAACUUAAUAUGCACACAAGACUGAGAAGUAAAACUAAUAUCAAUGUUUUAAAAAAACUUUAUCUUUACCUUGUUUAAUAAACAGACAGUUAAACAAAAAAAUUGUACUGCAUAACUUUGAUGAAUAAUUUAAAACCAAACAACAGUUUGCAGCCACACAGCAUGUAAAACAUGGGUUGAAUAUUGUAUUCACCAUUCAAUAUUGCAACAUUUAUCAUCAACAACAUGAUUGUUUGACCUUCUGUUCCAAGAUAUGACCUGGAGUUUAUUCAUUAGGAACCAGACAGAAGCAAACAGUCAAAACAGGGAGGGACUAACCUGAACUUGUCCAAUAAGAAACGAAAAUUUUCAGUUGCCCAAAUUUUUGCUUCUGUUUGGCACUAAUGAAUACACCCCAGUUGCGCUUAAACUAAACAAAGGAAUCAAAUACACAUGGGAAGAUUGAAUGACCUUUAUUUAUGAAAAUACAUGUUUAUUAUCUUUAUAAAAGAAAUCACAUUUACAUUAGUACCUAAAAGUUCAUGUUAAUUACUCUAAUGAAUAUGACUGUUAAUAGCAAGCAUUAUUUGUAGAUUGAUAUUCCCUCUCAGUUUAGCAGCAGGACAGAGCAUUACACUUUAUCAUUACAGGCACCUUGAAGACAAAAUGGAGGAUUACAAAGCAUACCAUACCAUAUUAUUUAAUGUACAUUCCUUGCUGAAUCAAUCUCUAACUGCUACAGUGAAUGAUUGUAAGUUGUCAGUGGCUAAAUAAAAAGGUUAAAAUUC